Musa acuminata subsp. malaccensis (wild Malaysian banana) is the source of this 2640-nucleotide messenger RNA. The record is from RefSeq and is a predicted model, not a curated record. Lineage: Eukaryota; Viridiplantae; Streptophyta; Magnoliopsida; Zingiberales; Musaceae.
CUCUCGCUCUCAGUCGAAUAAUGCUCACCUGCAGUCCUUGCCAAGGCCGUGAUCUUGGCUUCUCCGCCCUCUUUUUCAUCUCGAACGGGCAUUGUCGCGACGUAUGGGAGAAAUUUGGCGAUGAAGAAUCUGAAGAGGCAGAUGUGAAAGAUGUUAAACCUAUACUGUCUUUAUGUGUUCAUCAAGAUAAAGAAGGCUAUUCUGCUGCAAAUGAUCAGGCAUAUUACAAAGAUUGUACCAUCAAGCAAGAACUUGAGGAAAGCAGAAGUCCGAACAGUGGUUCCAGCAUAACAGAUCAAGGGAGUUCAUCUACUAAUGGGAUUGUCCCUAAAUUUGCCUCACCCUCUCCUCCUGUUCGUCUUUGUUGGCAGUUCUGGAAAUCUGGCGACUAUGAAGUUGGACAAGCUAUUUCACCAAUAUCCGAAACUGGAAGGAACCGUUUACGUAUCCAUCCUAAGUUCCUCCAUUCAAAUGCAACUUCGCAUAAGUGGGCUUUUGGUGCCAUAGCAGAAUUGCUUGAUAAUGCAGUUGAUGAGGUCAAAAAUGGAGCAACAUUUGUCACCGUAGAAAAAUUUACAAAUCCACUUGAUAGAAGUCUUGCUUUGCUGAUUCAGGAUGAUGGAGGAGGAAUGGGUCCAGAAUCUCUUCGUCGGUGCAUGAGCUUUGGAUUUUCGGAAAAACAGUCAGGAUCAUCAAUCGGACAGUAUGGAAAUGGUUUCAAGACAAGUACCAUGCGUCUUGGGGCAGACGUGAUUGUGUUUAGCCGUUUCAAGAAGGAAAGGAUAUUUACCCAAAGUGUUGGGUUUCUUUCUUAUACUUUUCUCAAGGAAACAGGUUGUGAUGAUAUAGUUGUGCCAACAGUUGAUUAUGAAUUUGAUCCACCUACCAAUUCAUUCAAGAGAUUAUAUCGCCACAAUCAGAAACAGUUUUCUUCUAAUUUGUCAACAAUCCUGCAGUGGUCUCCUUUCACUACAGAAGCUGAAUUGUUAAAUCAAUUUAAUGACCUAGGGCACCAUGGAACAAAAGUUAUUGUAUUCAACUUAUGGUUGAAUGAUGAUGGGGAUACGGAGAUCGAUUUCCAAUCAGAUGCAAAGGAUAUUAUGAUCAAUGGAGGACGAAGACAAAUGCAGAAGAAUAGCAUUGAAAACAAACAUGUUGCAAAUAAGCUACACUAUUCUCUUAGAGCAUACAUAUCCAUAUUAUAUCUUCACAUGCCAGAAAAUUUUCGAAUAAUAUUACGUGGAGAAGUUGUUGAGCCCCACCACGUGGCUAAUGACCUAAUGUAUCGUGAAUGCAUCUUGUACAGGCCGCAAGUUGGUGGAAUAACAGAGGCUGCUAUAGUAACCACCAUUGGAUUUUUAGAAGGUGCUCCGAAUGUUAAUAUUCAUGGGUUCAAUGUCUACCACAAGAAUCGUCUUAUAUUGCCCUUCUGGAAAGUUGCUAACAAUUCAUAUGGUAAAGGUAAAGGGGUUGUUGGUGUACUUGAGGCGAAUUUCAUAAAACCUACUCAUGAUAAGCAGGAUUUUGAGAAAUCUGUUCUUUACCAAAAACUUGAGAACCGUUUGAAAGAGAUGACAUAUGAGUAUUGGGACCUUCAUUGUCAUUUGGUUGGUUAUAAUAACAAGAAGCAGCCUACGGCAGUCAGUUCAGCUACUGCUCUUUGCCAGAUGCCUGAGUUGAGGACAUCCAACUUGCUACAGAAGGUCAAAAACAACUGUUCUAUGUCAGCUAUUAUGAAAGCAACACCAACUCCUGAUAUUUCGUCAAACAACCAAGUUAUACCCGCCGUGGCCGUAACAAACUUCAGAGCAAGGUGCUCCAUGAAAAAUGAUUCUGGCUUACAGAGCAUAAAAGGAAAACAUGAAAGUCAAGUUGCUGAAACAGGAACAUCAGAAGUGCAGGCUUUAUAUAAAUCAGUUGGAUUUGGAAGCAUUAAUGAGAAAAAGCAAGAGACUGGUUCUGGACAAAAGCCAAUGGUUGAGAUACAAAAAUUGAUGCUAGAAAAUAAAAGGCUACGUGAACAGUGCUUGGAAUACGAGGAGAUGGAGAAAGAGCUUAUGCAAAAGGCAAAGAAACUAAAAAAUGAGCUUCUAGAGGUUCAAGAAGUGUACGAAAAAUUAGUGAGUGAUCUCAAGUUGAUGGAAGACGUCAAGAUAGAAAAAUUAUAGAUCAUUGACUCAAACAUUUAUGAUUGAUCGCCUUAAUGCCAAACAAUGAGCCUAUCAAGACUAUUCAUGGAGUCAUUUUUGUCCAUAGCAAGGCCAGAAGCUCCACUGUGUCAUAGCUUAGCAUUUCUGGAUAUCCGUUUUCCGGUAAAAGAAAAGUUAUGUCAGGCAUGGAAAAGGCAAUCCCAUCAGGUGAUAUGUUGGACGGUUCUUGUAAGGUAAUCUUCACAUGUUAACAUAGGCAGUCAAUGGUUCACAAUGUGAGUGCUGUUGUAGAAGUAUUUGUAGUACAGUCGAAUGGAACGCAAUAUCGGAUUUUAGGUCAUGUUCACAAUCCUAGUUAUCGGCAAGUCAGAUUCAGUGUAAUCAUAUCAGGUCAUGUUUUCACCAUUCACUGUGUGCAGUAUGACUGUACAGUUGUUGAUCGUAACUGAACUGCUAAUCAAUCCAAGGUAUUAUAAAUUUUCCAAUCUGA